Ilex paraguariensis (yerba mate) is the source of this 1311-nucleotide messenger RNA. Lineage: Eukaryota; Viridiplantae; Streptophyta; Magnoliopsida; Aquifoliales; Aquifoliaceae. The record is from the annotation of a GenBank genome assembly.
AUGUUCAUAUCAUGUUGCUUUUACCUUAUUAUUCAAGAAAAUUGCAGGCAUGGAGUGAGACAAAGAAGAAAUCCAUGGUCAGAUGGGGCUGAAUAUAUCACUCAGUGUCCCAUUAGGCCAGGGAAGAGGUACACCUACAAGUUCCAUUUGACUACAGAAGAAGGAACAAUAUGGUGGCAUGCACACAGUGGGUGGGCAAGAGCAACUGUUCAUGGAAUGAUCAUUGUUUAUCCAAUCCAUGGAGCUCAUUAUCCCUUUCCCAAACCAUACUCCGAGGUUCCAAUCAUUCUAGGAGAAUGGUGGAAGAAAGAUGUCAUGGAAAUACCAGGAAAUGCAAAUAAAACAGGAGGAGAACCCUUACUUUCUGAUGCCUACACCAUCAAUGGGCAGCCGGGAGAUCUCUAUCCAUGCUCCAAACAAGACACAUUCAAAAUAACAGUGGAGCAAGGAAAGACCUAUCUCCUUCGGAUAGUUAGUGCAGUCAUGGAUGAAAAUCUCUUCUUCUCCAUUGCCAAACACAAAUUAAUCCUACUAGGAACAUAUGGAUGCUACACAAAACCCUUCAAAACAGAUCACAUAAUGAUCACACCAGGCCAGUCCAUGGAUGUCCUCCUACAAGCAAACCAACCUCCUAGCCUCUACUACAUGGCUGCUAGAUCAUAUUCCAGUACCUUUGGGGCUCAUUUUGACACCACAACCACCACAGCAAUCGUGCAAUAUCGACAAUCAUACGACCCGACCCCAUUGCCUUUUUUCCCUCGUCUCCCUCCUUUUAAUGCCACACGAAGGUCAACUGAGUUCACGAGACAAUUAAGGAGCCUUGCAACUGAAGAACACCCUUCCAAAGAGGAUUUUCCGAUAAACCCACCUCGGAAAUUCGAUUACACCGGAAAAAAACUACCUGAAAAUCUUCUGGUGCCGGAGUUUGGUACUAGGGUAGUGGUUUUGGAGUACAAUGCUGGUGUUGAGUUGAUUUUGCAAGGGACUAAUGUGCUAGCAAGUGACAACCAUCCCAUUCAUUUGCAUGGAUAUAGCUUCUAUGUUGUUGGUUGGGGCUUUGGGAAUUUUGACCCUAUAAAGGACCCUUUAAGGUAUAAUCUUGUUGAUCCCCCUGAAGAAACUACUGUUGGAAUUCCCAACAAUGGAUGGGUGGCCUUAAGAUUUAGGGCAGAUAAUCCAGGUGUGUGGUUGAUGCAUUGCCAUCUAGAGCGACACCAGAGCUGGGGGAUGGGUAUGGUGUUCAUAGUUAAAGAUGGUGCAACUCCUCGGACUAAAAUGGUCCGGCCACCGUCCGAUUUACCGGAAUGUUGA